Molecule: messenger RNA, 3002 nt
Organism: Cololabis saira (Pacific saury)
Lineage: Eukaryota; Metazoa; Chordata; Actinopteri; Beloniformes; Belonidae
Gene: ccdc80l2
Product: coiled-coil domain containing 80 like 2
Exons: 12
Coding region: 439-2622 (727 amino acids)
Source: RefSeq, a predicted model, not a curated record
GUUAACAAGCCUGGGCUAUAAUGUGAACCAGGAAUGUCCGACCGUUAGUGAGAAGAAGAGCGUCUCUCCCGUCAGUCUCUGGGCUGGUGUGAGGGGUUAACAUCACAGUAGUAUUGGAUAUCGCUUUACCUUCCACAUUCCAGAUUUGAUCCCCCUUUUUUAAUUUACAGAAUGCUGCAACCAUCAGAGGGGCUUUGUAUUUGGAUUUAAACCAUGGAGAAUCUUCUGCUGGACACAUUUUUAUUUUUCUUUAAACUCCUGACUCCCCUUUGAAACAUUUGGUGAAUCCUUUCAGUCUGUUUCUCAUGCAACACUGCUUUUUACAAGGUUGCAUUGGUCAGAACAGCACUGCACAUAAAUAUUUUUAUUCGUGAGGAGAAUUUAUGAGCUGCUCAGUUGCUCCACUGUUUUCACCAAACCAACCCGUCAGCACAGUCAAUGAGGAUGUUUCAUUUUUAUGUUUCAAACUAUCUGAUGUUAUUUGCUGCUUUGUGGAGCCUCAGCUACCCUGGAUUCCUUGCCGCUGGAAGCAAGCAAAAGGACCCCAAUGUAAGAGACUGGGGAGACUAUUCAGACCUCCCUCCGGGAAUUGAACAUGGACUGGGGCUGGGAGAGGACAGAGAGAAUGACUACAACAGGGGAGUUGGAGAAUCGUCCUCAUCUCCACAGCUGGAUUUCCUUGCUGGCUUUGCAGGUAAAAAGCGGCUGUGGGUGAUAACAGCACCAUCACACAAUGACCACUACCUUCAAAUGAUGGAGAAACAGCUGGAAGAUGCUGAACAGAAAGCCCUGAACUGCCGUCUGGCAGAAAGAGACACCUUCAUCAUAACUAUAAUCCAAAAUGCCAUGAUGGAAGGUCGCAUCCAGAAAACGACUGUUCAAGGUGACGCCACAGUGGAGAACCUUGACCCUGACACAGUGACCAAGCUGCUUCACUACCUGGACCUUACUAACCAAGAUCAAACUUUCAGCAUGCUGGUUAUGAGGAAGAAUCUUCGGGUCAGCGAGCGUUUCCCUUAUCCGGUCCGUGUGGAGGCAAUUCUGGAACUCAUUGAUCAAUUCCCCAUGAGGAGGCUAGAGAAGAUGACCAAAAAAGGAUCUCAAUUUAGGUGUAAAAGCACAAAAAAGAAGGUUGUGGUGAAAAGAAAAAAGAGGAUGAAGAAGGUGAUGCUGAGCCCCCAGAGGCAAGGAAAUGUGACCUAUGUGGUGCCCCCGCAAAGGAAAUCUCCUCUGGACAAAAAAGCAGCUCUGAAGAGUAAGAUCCAGGACAUACUGAGUGGGCGGUCAAGGUUUGUUAUCCGUAAGAAGUUGCCUUCUGAAACUAAAAAAGAUAAGGAGUCAAGCAAUGACUGGGACACCUCUAAAGUGCUGAGUCGUCCAUCAGCUGCAAGGAGCAGUAAAGAAGGAGAGAAAGCUAGGCCUCACUCCACUGUGGAAGACAAAAAGAAAAUACAUGGAGGGCAAAAGACUGAAGAUAAAGUAGAACCAAAUGUACGGGUUGACAAGCAGAACAAAAAGAGCUCUAAGAAAAAGAGCAAAGGGAAGAAAGGCAAGAAAGGGAAAGGAAGAGGGAGAAAGUCCAGCAGAGAUGUAAGUGAGGAGGAUAAAACAUCCCUGAAGAAGUUUUUGGACAGUUUAAGAGGAUCCAGGAGGUUGAUGCUGAUCUCCACGCCCAGCAGAGAUGCAACGCUGUACAGCCAGCUGAUGGAGGAGAGCAAGAAAAAACACUGUGAACUUGCAAUCAGGAAGAUCACCGUGGCAACCGCUGUGGGUGAAGGAAGUGAGGCCACAGUCUUGCUGCAACACUAUCAGCUCGAGUCCGAUCUUCCUCUCAGCGACCAAUCAGAGCAGACCUUAGACCCGGGACUGAUCCAUCUGCUGCGGGCGGAGUUCGGCAUGUCAUCUCCUGACCUCUUUUCAAUGACCGUCACAGAUUACGACAUGAAGCCAAAUAGAGUCUUUGAAGCUCCUCCAUCAAGCCUAGCGUUGUUUGAGUACAUUGAUAAAUUUCCUUCAAGGUACUCAGAGAAAGAAAAGGAAAGGAAGAAUCCUUCGGUCUGUGCACAACCUGUCGUUGAGAACUCGCUCGUCAGGUUCAUGUCGAAGAGGAGGCUGCUGGUGAUUUCUGCUCCCUCCGAGCACGACUACUCAUUCCAGCAGCAGCUCUCCGCGCUAUCCGGGCAGGAGUGUUACCUCGGGAUUCGUCACUUUGCCAUGUUAAAGCUGUCCGGAAAUGGGAAAAAAGCAUCAGGAACUGUGGAGCUGUUUCCACUAAACGGCCGUAGUCAGAGUAAAGUUGAGCUGUUAUCCCGUGAUAUGGUCAACAAUGUGAGGGAACAGCUGAAGAUCAGUGAGGACUAUUUCAGUAUGCUGGUUGUGGGAAAGGAUGGUGACGUCAAGGCUUGGUUCCCAUCACCCAUGUGGUCCCUGGAUAACAUCUACGACCUGGUGGACUCCAUGGAGCUUCGUCUCCAGGAAGAGAAGCUCCAGAAGAGACUUGGGAUCCACUGCCCUGAAGACAGAGGAAGAGGAGGAAGAGGAGGCAUUGAGGCGGGACACUAUCCUGGGUAUGAUGAAGACGGAGCAGAGGAGACGUAUUCUUAUCACCAAUCACAGAAAUAACAAGAGACAAGUGAUAAACCCCGACCUCAAACAGACAUCAUAAGAAAAAGUAUUAAAAAAAUCUUAACAGAUGAAGUUGAAGUAUGUUUUGGAUUCUACAGUUAAAGACAGAAUAUUUGCAGAGUAAAUACAAAAAAACACAUGGGAAGUUACACAUGGAGUAAAAUAAUGGUUUCACUGUAAGAACGCCUUAGUGAAAGCAUAUGUGCACCCCUUUAACUGCAGAAAAACUGCUGGUCUGUUAUGAUUGAGACAAGAAAAAAGGUUUGUUCAAGGCCGAGCGGGUUGUGCUGUCUGGCAAGUCUUCUGUCCAAUAUAUCUCAAACACAUUCACUGUUUGGCUAAAACAUUCCUUUCUAUUCUAUUCCCUUCUAUGAAGU